AUGCGUUCACCGUCCUUCUGUAUUGCGCAACUCUUGAUUGCUCGCCAGUAUCUACGCGCUGCCGAACUUAAUGCUGCCAGUAUUGCGGCUCCAAGCUCAGCCGUACGUGUCAAUGGCUUCGCUUACUUCAGCUCGGGACGACAUGCAAGAGUGGCUACAAACACAUGGAAGCGCGUUGCAAUUUCUGAGAAUAUCACUCCACAGGCAAAAUGCCUCACAUGCACGAUUCUGGCACCCAACCCAUCCAAAGCGGAACCGCUCGAGCUUAUUAAGUGUCUGCCAAAGCUUCUGUUCCCUUUCCAUCGCUCUCUGCGCAAUCUCACUUUCUUCAUCACUCCCGAUUUUCUCCCGUGGUUUAAUGAGAAAGAUGACUUCAUGCAGAAGGCUCUGGCUCAUAUGCAUCAAGAGUGGUCGGCCUCCAUUGACAGCAUAAGUGCUGCUUACGAGGGUUACCGACACGUUAUUCAGUCUCGUGUGGCGGUUGUAGAUAGGAUUCCAUUUCCUGAUGGAAACAGCUCGGGCUGUGCAGGCAUAUCAGCUGCAAUCACUCCGUGGAGUGGCAGGUGGCUGCGGGAGAGUGAUCUUCCAGUGGGCUUCAGUUCGAGUGCAAAAGGAUCUCCCGCAGUACCGCAAUUAAGUCUGAAAGUACCCUUCACUCACAAGAAAGGCGAGAUGAAGCAUAUGAGGAUUCUCUUACAGCCAGCGAACACCAUUUUUCUUAAUGGCCUUCAAUCGACGAUGUUUGUGGAAAGCUGGGUCUUAGAUGACAAGGUAGAAAGCGGGCCAACAUUCUCGAGAGACACAGCACGUGAACAUGUUAACCGCUUCUCAAUGAACCACUUGGCUGAAGCCUCAACAUUGACAGUGCCAUUGAAAAGACUAACGGAGACGAGAGAGAUCUCCAUGUGUAUGGGCAACAUUAUCAGCAAGCUUGUCAGUAAGAGUGAAGCAGAGUCUAUGUCGGCGUCAUUGGAGCUGGAAGAAAAGGUAUCAGCAUUCAUGAGAAGCAAUGAUGCGACGGGCGGCACGCUGUCUGUGUAUGCUCUGAUAAUCCCUAAAGCAUCGGACCACAAACGCUACGAAGAAGGGCCAGUCGUGCCAACUGAGUUCCUUGGCUACCACAAGUCAGUUGAAAGCACUGACACCACAGACGAGAAGCAAGGGGUCCUAGACUCUAUAAGGCUUGCGAUCUCCAAGGGCGCUCAUUUACACAAAGUCACUAGUGGGGGAGGAGGCUGGGGUAAAAAACAAGGGCUUUUGUCAUUGGAACCAGCGUUUGACCAUCAAGGGUCUGGUUUCAGCUCAACGCAAGCCUUCGAAGAUGUCAAGGAUAGACUUGAUAAAGGUGAACCUAUCUGGGGUCAGCAUACUCCGGAGAUUGCUCGCCCAGGAGAUUUGGUUGAGUUCUACGGAUUCUUCUUGUCUAACAAGGAAGAAGAAGCGCUAAUCCGCAAGGAAAGCCUCAGGACUGCUCUGAAGGUAUCUGAUCUACAACAAUGGUCUGCUCAAGAAUGGGCCAAGCAAGAGGUGUCUAGUGUCGUCUGGGGUGUUAUACCUCCUCAGGAUUCAAAUAGUGCAAGCAGCUUUUCUCCAUUCGGGAACAAUUUGGUCGCUGUCCCUAAUCAUUUUGGAAUGCUCUCCGAGAAAGGCAUGGUUCUGCAAAGAUUAGACCGCGGGAGCGACAAGCGAGCACUUGGACAGUCUGCAGCUACCAGUGUCCGUAUGAGCAGCAUUAGUAGGAUUGACGUCCCUCACACUUCAUUGACUUACUCUAUACCUACUAGAGCCGCAGCCCGGAAAGACUCCAAGAAGAAGAAACCGGAACAGGACGCCCCUACAUUUACGAGAGUUAGAUAUACUCUUGGCCAAACAGAUGUCACAUCUCGAGAAGAAGCGCGCGUACGCCGGGCCAAAAAAGCGCAAAUGCCUCGACCUGGCAGGAAGGGCAUUGGACGUGUCUUCAAAUACAUAGCAAAUUCGAGUGCAAAAUUGACUUAG
Endocarpon pusillum Z07020 is the source of this 1998-nucleotide messenger RNA. RefSeq lists its product as uncharacterized. Lineage: Eukaryota; Fungi; Ascomycota; Eurotiomycetes; Verrucariales; Verrucariaceae. The coding region runs from base 1 to 1998 and encodes 665 amino acids. The record is from RefSeq and is a predicted model, not a curated record. The transcript has 2 exons.